Messenger RNA from Oikopleura dioica, 1707 nucleotides. Lineage: Eukaryota; Metazoa; Chordata; Appendicularia; Copelata; Oikopleuridae. The record is from the annotation of a GenBank genome assembly.
AUGCUCCUCUUUUCGUCCUUUUUCGCCGCGUUUCUAGCGGCAGAAACAAGUAGACCGAAUGUCAUUUUGAUUCUUGCCGAUGAUCUUGGCUUCAAUGAUAUGCCUUGGAAUAAUCCAGACAUUAUCGCCCCGAAUCUCCAUGCUCUCGCCAAAAACGGGACGAUUUUGAGCAAUUUUUACGUCCAACCAGUCUGCACUCCUUCGCGAUCUGCUCUGAUGACCUCCAGGUAUCCAAUUCGACUCGGUCUUCAGACAGAUGUGAUAACAGCACCGCAGCCUUCUUGUCUUCCGUUAGACGAAGAAACAAUCGGCAACGAGUUUCAAAAGGCCGGCUAUUCAACCCACAUAGCUCCGCAACCGUCGUGCCUCCCACUGGACGAGGUCACUUUCGGGGAUGAAAUGCGACUCGCUGGAUAUCACACACAUAUCGUGGGGAAGUGGCACCUCGGUCACUACUGUCCACAAUGUCUUCCAAAUAACCGAGGCUUCGACACUUUCCGUGGCUAUUUAACUGGCGCUGAGGAUUACUACAAGAAAACCUUUUGCAUUCCGCUGAUUCCGAGCCAACGGCCACCUGCUUGUGGCUUUGAUUUUUACGAUAAUGAAGAUCGAAUGCCCCAAGCGAAUGGAACGUAUUCAACUUAUCAGUUUUCUGAUGCUUCCCGCGAAGUGAUUAAGAAUCACCAAGGCUCAAAAAAUCCCUUCUUUCUGUACCUCCCUUUCCAGUCCGUACACUAUCCUGUCAUGGUUCCUAAAAACUACUCGGAUCUGUACCCCAACGAGAAGAACCACACGCGCAAGGAAUACAUGGGCAUGGUGACGGCGAUGGACGAAGCUGUUGGGCACAUCGUCGACGAACUCAAAUCAGUUGGAGCUUACGAAAAUACUUUGUUUUUCUACGCGACGGAUAAUGGAGGACUCGUCGGCGCUGGUGGUAGAAACGCGCCCUUCAGAGGGCAAAAAGCUACUCUUUGGCAAGGUGGAUUGAGAGUUCCUUCGUUUAUUACAGGCCCCGGAGUGCCCGCUGGAGCUGAUUAUAAGAACAUGAUGCACAUUGUCGACGUCCAAAUGACUUUGUUGGAAGCGAUUGGUCACCAACGAAGCGGGGAAAAGCAUGUUGAUGGAGUUUCUCACUGGUCGGCGAUUACGACUACCAGUUCAGAAGAAAGAGAAAGUUUCGAAUUACUGAGAAGAAAACGAGAAAAGACGUACUCGGAAGUAGAAGAGAGAAUUCAGAAGAAACUUACUGUCGCAAAGAAACCUAGAACAGAAAUUCUGCUAAACAUUGACCGGGAGUAUGAUCGAGGCUACUCUCCUGACCCGAUUAAUUUUACCCACUAUGAGAACCCAUUUUUCGAUACAAGCAUCCACGCAGCGAUUGUGAGCGAACUUGAUGGGGUCACAUGGAAAUUGUUGACUGGAGAUCCUGGUUGCGAACUUUACGAUUUUCCUUGCCACGCGGAUCACAAACUGCCGAAUCCCUUCCCCAGUGUUUGGCUUUUCAACUUGGAUACAGACCCCUACGAGAAAAACAAUAUCUUUGAAGAAAACAAAGACAUCGUCUGGAUGCUACUUGAAAAACUCGCGCAGUACGACGCUAAUUCUGUUCCAACUUAUUAUCCUGACAGAGACCCUGCAGCUGACCCGGCAGCCCAUGAUGGCUGGUGGGGUCCGUGGAAGGCUGGGCCAAAUAAUUGGCCACGAUAG